Messenger RNA from Manis javanica (Malayan pangolin), 6711 nucleotides. It is a transcript of the gene JADE2, whose product is annotated as jade family PHD finger 2. The record is from RefSeq and is a predicted model, not a curated record. Gene Ontology annotation, cellular component: histone acetyltransferase complex. Gene Ontology annotation, biological process: regulation of transcription by RNA polymerase II. Lineage: Eukaryota; Metazoa; Chordata; Mammalia; Pholidota; Manidae.
CGACCGCGGCCAUCGCAGUUGGAGGCUAUAUUUUUUGGGGGGGGGUGAGCAGCGUCCAUGGAGUUACUUUGCGCCCACUCCUAGCGGCAAGGACUUGGGUCCCGCGGGCUGACCGUCCCCGGCAGGGGUGCGGGGCCGAGGACGCCGCUGGCCCGGCCGCCUCCCUCGCCGCGACCCCGGAUGGAUGCGCGCCCCCCGCCCGCCUGCACCGGCCCCAGGAGCUCCGGGUUUCGGGAGCAUCCUUCCCGCGCUGGCCCUUGCCGCGGCGCGUAGCCGAGGGCAGCGCCCCUCGUAAAGGCACCGCAGAGGAAGGCUAGACCAGAGAGCCAACUCCCUUCUCUGAAGAAGGAAUCAGAAAGACCUUACAGUUGCCAAUGGGUAGACAUCUGGGAGCAAGCGGACUGAGCUUUGCCCUCUCUGAGGUGGAGAGUACGAUGGAAGAGAAGAGGCGGAAAUACUCCAUCAGCAGUGACAACUCUGACACCACUGACAGUCACGCCACAUCCGCGUCAAGAUGCUCCAAACUGCCCAGCAGCACCAAGUCGGGCUGGUCCCGGCAAAACGAAAAGAAGCCCUCGGAGGUUUUCCGGACAGACUUGAUCACAGCCAUGAAGAUCCCAGAUUCAUACCAGCUCAGCCCAGAGGACUACUACAUCCUGGCAGACCCGUGGCGACAGGAAUGGGAGAAAGGUGUGCAGGUGCCUGCUGGGGCAGAGGCCAUCCCAGAGCCUGUGGUAAGGAUCCUCCCGCCACUGGAAGGCCCCCCUGCCCCAGUGUCCCCUAGCAGCUCCGAACUUGGCGAGGGCCCCCAGCCUGAUUGGCCAGGGGGCAGCCGCUAUGACCUGGACGAGAUUGACGCCUACUGGCUGGAGCUCAUCAACUCGGAGCUCAAGGAGAUGGAGAGGCCAGAGCUAGACGAGCUGACGCUGGAGCGUGUGCUGGAGGAGCUGGAGACACUGUGCCACCAGAACAUGGUGCGGGCCAUCGAGACGCAGGAGGGACUGGGCAUCGAGUACGAUGAGGAUGUCGUCUGCGAUGUGUGCCGCUCUCCUGAGGGUGAAGACGGCAAUGAGAUGGUCUUCUGCGACAAGUGUAAUGUCUGUGUGCACCAGGCGUGCUACGGGAUCCUCAAGGUGCCCACAGGCAGCUGGCUGUGCCGGACAUGCGCCCUAGGUGUCCAGCCAAAGUGCCUGCUCUGCCCCAAGCGAGGAGGAGCCUUGAAACCCACGAGAAGUGGGACCAAGUGGGUGCAUGUCAGCUGCGCUCUGUGGACUCCUGAGGUCAGCAUCGGGUGCCCGGAGAAGAUGGAGCCCAUCACCAAGAUCUCGCACAUCCCAGCCAGCCGCUGGGCUCUGUCCUGCAGCCUCUGCAAGGAGUGCACGGGCACCUGCAUCCAGUGUUCCAUGCCCUCCUGCGUCACGGCGUUCCACGUCACAUGCGCCUUUGACCAUGGCCUGGAAAUGCGGACUAUAUUAGCAGACAAUGAUGAAGUCAAGUUCAAGUCAUUCUGCCAGGAGCACAGUGAUGGAGGCCCACGGGGUGAGCCCACGUCUGAGCCGGUGGACCCCAGCUCAGCCGGUGAGGACCUGGAGAAGGUGACUUUACGCAAGCAGCGGCUGCAGCAACUGGAAGAAGACUUCUACGAGCUGGUGGAACCGGCCGAGGUGGCCGAGCGGCUGGACCUGGCUGAAGCGCUGGUUGACUUCAUCUACCAGUACUGGAAGCUGAAGAGGAAAGCCAAUGCCAACCAGCCACUGCUGACCCCCAAGACUGACGAGGUGGACAACCUGGCCCAGCAAGAGCAGGAUGUCCUCUACCGCCGCCUGAAGCUCUUCACACACCUGCGGCAGGACUUGGAGAGGGUUAGAAAUCUGUGCUACAUGGUGACAAGGCGUGAGAGAACCAAACACGCCAUCUGCAAACUCCAGGAGCAGAUAUUCCACCUGCAGAUGAAACUUAUUGAACAGGAUCUGUGUCGAGAGGGGUCUGGGAGGAGAGCAAAGGGCAAGAAGAGCGACUCGCAAAGGAAAGGCCACGAGGGCCCGAAGGGCAGCCCUGAGAAGAAAGAGAAAGUGAAGGCGGGGCCCGACUCAGUCCUGGGGCAGCUGGGCCUGUCCACCUCUUUCCCCAUCGACGGCACCUUCUUCAACAGCUGGCUGGCACAGUCUGUGCAGAUCACAGCAGAGAACAUGGCCAUGAGCGAGUGGUCACUGAACAGCGGGCACCGUGAGGAUCCCACUCCCGGGCUGCUGUCGGAGGAGCUGCUGCAGGAUGAGGAGACGCUGCUGAGCUUCAUGCGGGACCCCUCGCUGCGCCCUGGCGACCCUGCCCGGAAGGCCCGUGGCCGCACCCGCCUGCCUGUCAAGAAGAAACCACCCCAGGAUGGGCCCAGCCCACGGACAACUCCAGACAAACCCCCCAAGAAGCCUUGGGGCCAGGAUGCCAGCAGUGGCAAAGGGAUUCAGGGGCCACCUGCCAGGAAGCCUCCACGGCGAACGCCUUCUCACCUGCCGUCCAGCCCUACAGCUGGGGACUGCCCCAUCCCAGCAGCCCCUGAGAGCCCCCCACUGCUGGCCCCUGAGACCCCAGGUGAGGCAGCCCCAACGGCUGCUGACUCGAAUGUCCAAGUGCCUGGCCCAAAAGCGAGCCCCAAGCCCUCGGGCCGGCUUCAGCCGCCCCGAGAGAGCAAGGGAACCCGGAGAUCGCCGGGUGCCAGGCCUGAUGCUGGGACAGGACCGCCUUCUGCUGUGGCUGAGAGGCCAAAGGUCAGCCUGCACUUUGACACUGAGACUGAUGGCUACUUCUCUGAUGGGGAGAUGAGUGACUCAGACGUGGAAGCUGAGGGCAGUGGGGUGCAGCGGGGUCCCCGGGAAGCAGGGGCUGAGGAAGUGGUCCGCAUGGGGGUGCUGGCCUCCUAAGGCACCCCUACCCCUGUCCCAGGCCCUGCCCUGUUCCCCCAUGAGGCCUCAGCCCAGUCACAACUGCCAUUUCCAAUCUCUGCCAGAGUGUGUCAGACCCUUGAGGCUGCCACUCUGUUGUGGUUUUAUUUUUAAUAUAGAGAGAGUUUUGAAUUCCACACUGUUGUCUUUCCUCUGUGCUGGCCUAGGACAUUAGGUUUCCCUCCACGGCUCUGGCGAAGGACCACACGGGUCCUGAGUGCCAUCCCUGCCGCGGCAGCAUCCCCACCCUGGCCCAUGCAACACGCUGGGCUCCUGGCUAAAUGUAGGCGAGGUGAAGGAGAGCACAGGACUUCUGAGCCCGCUGCCACUGGGUGGCACAGGCUAUUGUUUGGGCAUUAUUUCCUGGCAGAUGGGCCAGCCCAGGGCCUACCCCGCCUUGCCCCCAGGUCCCACUGGGGUCCACCUGGGGGGUCCUGCUGCACUCCACUGAUCCCCAAGGAAGUAUAACAAGUGAUACCCAGCCAGAGUCUACUCACUGUCACAAAGCACAACGAGCUCAUGUGAGAAAGCACUGAGGGGGCGCAGAGGGCCCACUGGUUCCAGGGAACCACAGCCGUUCCUGAUCAACCCACGCCAUCUGAGGCCCACCCGCGACCCUCCACUCCCCUGCUGCUCCACCCCUGCCAGCGCCCAGCCCGGCGGCUCUGGGAAGGGGUUACUGGAAUCCUUCCCAAGCUGUGCCAUCUACUCAGGGGACUCCCAAACAGCCAGCUGCCAGUGCCAGCGGAGGGCUGCAAGGGAGGGCCAGUGCCCAGACGGGGGCGGGGGGCUCAGACUCGCCCGCUGCAGAGAAUCGCUCUGUGGCGCCAACUUCCUUCCUUCCUUCGGGGCCAAUCUCGGCCAAAGUCUGGUCACUCUGAGACAACUGACCGGACCAGACCGUUUGCCUUUUCAAAUUUCCCAGUCCUGCUAAGAGAUGAGCUGCUUUCCUCGUUUCCUUUUGGAAACUUCUCCUUCCAACUGGCGGUGGGAUCCCGGGGCCGGGCCAGGCCAGUGUUGGCCUGCUAGGGCUGCGUCAAGCCUCGCUGGGUGUUCCUGGUUCCUCUGUCCCUCCAAGCCUUAACCCCUGUUCCAGCCGUGUCCGCCCUCCCCCCACCACAACCCAGCUUCCCACCCCACCCUCCAGGUCCCAGGUAGUUGCCCUGAAGAGUUUCAGUGGAGUGGCCCCAGGGUGAUAGCUCAGGGAACAAACUAAAAGGAAUUCAGUGAAAAUGCGGUUUUUUUCUGUUAUGAAUUACUCCUGGGUCACUUCCACCACCGGUAAAGCCAGAACUUCUCCAACAAGAACCUUGCAAAAGCCCAGCCAAUCAGUCGAAUCAUUCUGUGGAUGCCAAAGAAUAUUUUGACCAUAUUACAGCACAGCCUGGACCUGACAACUUGUCAUGUGGACUUGUUUUUAAUGGAGUUCUUUAGCAACAAAGCAUAGAAACAUGUUCAUUGCACACAUCCAAGCUGAUGAGCCCAAGCUCUCGGACGCUUGCUGUUUGGCUGCUGAACUGUUGGAACCAGGAACCAGGUGUUGGAUUUCAGGUCCUGGGCUGGACUCGCUGUGAGCAUUUCUAAACUCAGACUCAUGAUGGGAGGAAUCCUGAUGGCGGAACCAGCCCGGCCAAAGUUUUUACCAUUUGGUUCCCCCCAUGCAAAUGCACAAAGCGCAAAUCAGUGGGAUGGGGAGCAGCUUGACCCCCCCCAACUCUCGACUCUAAAACUAUCUUAAAGGUACGACAGUGGCAUCAUCGACACCAGUUUCAUGUGAAUUUAGCAAAACAGGAAACCGAUGCGAGUCAGUUCAGAGGGGGCAGGAUGAGUAUGUCCAGUUGGAGUGGACCUAGGGUAGGCUUCAAGGGCUCCGGGCUUUGGGACAGUAUGAGCUGCCAUGUAGAGUUGAGCCUCCCUGCCCACCUUGGUAGCAGGGGCCACAUCGGCCUCCCUCCCCGUUGUCUAUUUACUGCCUUUGAACAGACCCUCCCCAAGCAUCAGAUCACCUAGGGUCACAGCUUCCUGCUGGACUGCCCCGCCCGACCCCACAGGAAGCAGAGGUGAGCUUAACAACCGAACUCUGCCUGGGGCAGGGACACAGUGCUGCGAACAGCUCAGAACUUGCCCCCUUCCCCUUCAACCACUCCACACAGAGACUGGGCUCCCUGGGCGUGGAGGUCGGGGUGAGGAGUACCAGGGAGCAGUACCGAGGGCCUGGCCAGGGUCUGGACCAGCUGGGCCAGGCAGGGCAGCCAGAACCCUUUGGGCGGGCCUCUGGAUUCUGGCCCUCUUCUCAGUUGGCUCUUGGACUGAGUGGACUGUCCCUGGGGCCCAUGUGUCUGUCAGCCUGGCUGGCAGUGUCCCCUUCUCUCUCCUGCCAGGCAGCUGUCCACCUCUAGGAUGUACACCAGGCUGCAAGGAGGAUAAGGUAUCCCUCCCCAGUGUGCUAUCUGCUGUUAGCCACAGUCCCUUCACACUUUUUCCGGCCCACUAUCCACACUGUAGACAAUUUUGCUGCCCUUGAGGUUAAGGCAGGAAGCAGGGAAGAAGGCAGAGGAUCUUUUCAAGGCCAGAGGCUGAGGCAGGUCUUUCACUUAACCACAUCUGUCCACAUCUUGGCCACCCUCACGGGCGCUCCUCGGGUGUGGAGGAUAGAAGCUGCUCUGACUUAUUCUGGCUGUCAUCCCCAUUCUCCCAGUCCUGGCGGCCCACACUACCAUGUCCCCCUUCAUCACAAUGAGAAAGAAUAAGGUGCAAGGAAAGUAUUUUUAUGGAUCGUAAGUGUAUUUUAAACAAAUGAGAAGGUAGAAGGGUUUAUUUUAAUAAAUGAGCUCUGACUUUGUGACAGUGUGUGAGCAUUUGCAAUGGAAGGGUCUCCUUUACCUUAAGAGAAGCCACUGAGGUUUCCAGACGUGUGUUACAGACUGUGGGUGUGUGAAUGUGUUCCAGGGCAUGUGUCUUUUGUCCUUGCACAUGUGGGUUGGGGGGCAUGGUGUGGGCACACUGCAGGACUGUCAGGGUACUGAUCAACUGCCCGAUUCAAAUAUACAUUGGCAGUAGCUGGACUUGGCAUUUCCUCGCUUACUGCCAGAUGUGGCCAGCCUCUGCCCAUGCCCACAGCAGAAUGGUCUGGAUGCCUGGAGCAAGGCCCUGGAGGAAGCCACUUCUCAUGCGCUGGCCCAGCUGGCCACUUUGGCCAAAGAGCCAGGGCUGGAGUCUGGGACUUCAGGUUGUUCUUAACGUGCUUCCUGCCACCUUGCCCCUCAGAUGCACAAUGCUCUGCUCCAGUCGGCUCGGGGUGGGGGAAUGAUAUGAAUGUCACAGGAGGAGACACCUUCUGUCUUUGUUUCAAAGAAAGUGAUGUGCCAUUUGUUAAUAUACAAGAGAAAUAUUGAAAAUAUAUUGAAAAGAGCAAUUUUAAAUUAUUUUUGGCUUAUGUUGCAAUAUUUAUUUUCUUGUAUUAGAAAAGAUUCCUUUGUAGAGAAAAAAAUGUAUUUUUCAUUAACGCAAAGACCUAUUUCUCCUUUUUGUACAUCGUCCAUGUUUGCUACCCUACCGAGCAAUAGAAUGUAUGGCCGCCUUGGUGUGGCUGGUGCCCGCCGCGCCCUGCAUGGUUCUGUGUUGCCACUGCUGCGUAGCUCCCAGUCUUACCCUGUCCUGCUCACUCAUGCGGGUUUCCAGACCCCGGCCCCCUCAAGGGCCUGUGUCUUAAGGCACCCUUUGCACUCCUCGUGUGUUGGCAAACGCAGUUAAUAAAGCAAUGUUUUCUGUG